GGCAGUUACAUUUGAAAACAGGCGGCAGACGCAGAAACGACUCGAGUUGUCAGUAACAAGGAGCUUGAGGAGUGGCUGGACGGAUGACAAACGUUAGCCGGAGAGAAAAGAUGACCGGGGAAAGUGAUUUGUCGAUAAAAGAGGCGUUUCAACGCGCUCAGAAAGGACACAACAACAAGGCUAAACUAGUGGCCAGUCUCAAGAACACAUACAACAAGUCAGAGGACAAGACAUUGUUCCACGAGGAGUUUAUCCAGUACCUAAAACAUGCCAUGAUCGUGUACAAGAGAGAACCAGCUGUGGAAAACGUGAUAGAGUUCGUCUCCAAAUUCUCCACCACACAGAACCCCUUCCUCAGUUACAUGUUCAACUUCCUGUUGGAGUCCCACAAGGCCAGUAGUCAAGUCCCACAAGGCCUGGUCAAGGUAUUGAUCUACUUCUCUGCUGCUAACCCUGUGUCCCCCUUCAGUCCCACUGCCAACAGCCACUCUGUGUUCCUGUGUGUCAGCUGA
Oncorhynchus masou masou (cherry salmon) is the source of this 512-nucleotide messenger RNA. Its product is annotated as condensin complex subunit 3-like. The transcript has 6 exons. Gene Ontology annotation, biological process: mitotic chromosome condensation. The record is from RefSeq and is a predicted model, not a curated record. Lineage: Eukaryota; Metazoa; Chordata; Actinopteri; Salmoniformes; Salmonidae. Gene Ontology annotation, cellular component: cytoplasm; condensin complex; condensed chromosome. The coding region runs from base 84 to 512 and encodes 142 amino acids.